ACCAAAGGCUAAGUCUUGAAAACAUGAUACCUGCAACUGUUCACACUGUCCUGAGUGCUCUAUAUUUAUGCUGCCACAGAAAGAACUGGUUAUACUCUGAGAAGAAACACUAAGGACUGAAAUGCGCUUGCAAGCUAAAGUAUCCUCAUCAUGAAUAGGUACACAACUAUCAGACAGCUUGGUGAUGGAACCUACGGCUCUGUCCUCCUAGGGAGAAGCAUUGAAUCCGGAGAGCUAAUAGCCAUUAAGAAAAUGAAGAGAAAGUUUUAUUCCUGGGAGGAAUGCAUGAACCUUCGAGAGGUUAAGUCUUUGAAGAAAUUAAACCAUGCCAAUGUAGUAAAGCUGAAAGAAGUUAUCAGGGAAAAUGAUCAUCUGUACUUUGUGUUUGAAUAUAUGAAGGAAAAUCUUUAUCAGUUGAUGAAAGAAAGAAACAAACUGUUUCCUGAGUCUACAGUUAGGAAUAUUAUGUAUCAGAUCCUGCAAGGGCUUGCGUUUAUCCAUAAGCAUGGGUUCUUUCACAGAGACUUGAAACCUGAAAAUCUCCUUUGCAUGGGACCAGAACUUGUGAAAAUAGCAGACUUUGGCUUAGCCCGAGAAAUCCGAUCUAGACCUCCUUACACUGAUUAUGUAUCCACAAGAUGGUACAGGGCUCCUGAAGUCCUUCUGAGAUCCACCAGCUAUAGUUCUCCAAUAGAUAUUUGGGCUGUUGGUUGUAUAAUGGCAGAAGUUUACACGCUGAGGCCUCUCUUCCCAGGCGCCAGUGAAAUUGAUACUAUAUUCAAAAUUUGCCAAGUCUUGGGGACGCCAAAGAAGAAUGACUGGCCUGAAGGCUACCAACUCUCAGCCUCCAUGAAUUUUCGCUGGCCUCAGUGUGUACCUAACAACCUAAAAACCCUCAUACCUAAUGCUAGCAGUGAAGCAGUGCAGCUCAUGAGAGACAUGCUGCAGUGGGACCCCAAAAAGCGGCCAACAGCUAGUCAGGCACUUCGAUAUCCGUACUUCCAUGUUGGGCAUGCUCUGGGCUUUCAGGAACUGGGGAAACAAAAGGAACUGCAUAAUAAAUCGUCUCUGCAUAUUAAGCCUGUCCCUCCAGCACAACCCCCUCCAAAACCUCAUGCCCGCAUCUCGUCAAGGCCUUUUCAACAAAGCCAGUCUUCUCAGCACUUGGUGUACCCGUUUAAGACAGACCACUCUGGGGCUGAGCACGGUAACUACUUACAGGAGGACAAGUCUAACCAGGUUCUUCUGCCAGCAAUUCACAAUAAGGUUCCUCAGCAGAAGACAUCUGCUGGGACUGAGAAUAUAAAUGGUGAACUUAAGCCAAAAACUAGGAGAAGAUGGGGACAUCUUGCUAGAACAGUGAAGAGUUCUGAAGACUGGGAUGACUUGGAAGACCUUGAUUUCAGCUCUUCCAUCACGAGGGUGGACUUGAAAAACAAGAAGAGGCAAGGUGAUGAAACUCUUUGCCGAUUUGAAAGCAUUUUGGACCUGAAGCCUUUGGAUGCUGUAGGCUCUGGCAGCAGUGCACCUUCCCAUACAACCUUCCCACGGCAGGACACUCCCACAUUGCGAGUUUCUGCAGCAAAGCAACACUACUUGAGACAUUCUAGGUACCUACCUGGGAUAAGCACAAGGAAUGGCAUUGUCUCCACUUCGAACAAAGAGUCUGUUCCGUCUAAUCCAUGGCCCAGUUCUGGUUUGCCUGGGAAAGCUUCCAGCUUGGGAGGAAGCAUUAACAGGAUGAAUUCAGGGCCCAUAGGAUCAAGCGGUCUGACUAGCGGUUAUAUCCCUUCAUUUCUGAAGAAGGAAGUAGGUUCUGCUGGGCAGAGGGUUCAGUUAGCACCAGUUGUGGAUCCAUCUUCUAAUUAUGCUUCUCUGAAGUCAGUAAGGGCCCAUCUUGGGCAGCCAUCGUUCAGUUCGCCUACAAAAAGCACGCCAAGGUUAAUGCCUCUCCCACCACCAGCUCAGCCAAUCCACGGGCGUGUGGACUGGUCCGCAAAGUAUGGUGCUCACCGGUGA
Leptosomus discolor (cuckoo roller) is the source of this 2019-nucleotide messenger RNA. It is a transcript of the gene CILK1, whose product is annotated as ciliogenesis associated kinase 1. Gene Ontology annotation, biological process: protein phosphorylation. Gene Ontology annotation, molecular function: ATP binding; protein kinase activity. Lineage: Eukaryota; Metazoa; Chordata; Aves; Leptosomiformes; Leptosomidae. The record is from RefSeq and is a predicted model, not a curated record.